AUGCCUAAUACUGAAGAGAAGGACUUAGUGGCUAAAGAUGGAUCAGAAAGUAAUGAUGUUAACAUUGAUGCACUUAAAGCAUAUUUCCGCGAUGUCUCAAAUAUAUCGAAAUUAGAAACUGAACCUAAUGUUUAUAAAGGUAUAACAGUUGAAGAUGGAAAUAGUGAGGAGAGCAAGAGCAUAGUUAAUAAGUUGUACGAAGUGGAGUCUUCAUCAAUAUCUGUUGAGACUAUGGAUCCUAGAGCAAAGUUAUAUUCUGCCAAGGAUUGGAGUGACUUGAAUUUGUCAGAAAAUCUGAUAAAAGGAAUUUAUGCUAAAGGUUAUAAUCGUCCCUCUAAAAUACAAGGAGCUGCAUUACCCUUUAUUUUGGAUUCACCAAUGAAUUUAAUUGCUCAAGCUCAUAAUGGAAGUGGUAAAACUGCAACAUUUAUAUUAGCUAUGUUGGCUAAAGUAGAUACAGGUAUUAUUCACCCUCAGUGUAUCUGUUUAUGCCCAACUAGAGAACUUGCUCGUCAAAAUAUAGAUGUUGCUAAUGAGCUUGGGAUUUAUACUGGAAUAACAACAUGGUUAGUUGUUGCCCAUGGUGAUAAAUAUGAUCGAAGUACAGGAUCUCAGAUAAUAAUCUGUACCCCUGGGAAAGUAUUAGAAUUCUUGAAAAAAAGAGUAUUUCCAACUGAAUAUAUGAAGAUGAUGGUUAUUGAUGAAGCAGAUGAGAUGAUUGACCAUCGGAAUUCAAUGGCUCCCCAAGUAGGACAAAUUAGGAAAUUCUUUAGACAGAAUCUCCAAAUACUAUUGUUUAGUGCUACUUACCAUGAGGAAGUUCGUCAAUUUGCAGAAAGAGUAGUCCCUAACGCAAAUAAGAUUAUUGUUAAAAAAGAGGAAUUAACACUUAAAACGAUUCAACAGUUUUUUGUUAUUUGCAAUGAUGAUAAUGAUAAACUAUCUUUUUUAUCAGAUUUAUAUGCUUGUAUGGCUAUUGGACAAUCAAUAAUUUUUGUAAAUACAAGGAAAAUUGCAUUCUUUAUUGCUGAAAAUAUGAGAAAAGAUGGUCAUGCAAUAUCAGUUAUAUGUGGAACACAGACUAAUUCAGGAGAGAAAAUGGAUCAUAAAGUGAGAGAUCAAGUUAUGGCAUCCUUUAGAUCUGGUGAGAGUAAAGUUCUAAUUUCAACAGAUGUUCUAUCUCGUGGUAUUGAUGUGCCACAAGUUACACUAGUUAUUAAUUUUGACUUACCUCUUCAAACCAAUGAUAUUGGUAAUAUAGAGACUAGAAAUAAAUUUGGAGAGUUAAAUGGAUAUUCUAAUAUAUAUAAUCAAUCUAAUCCUAUUGAAAUGGUUAAAGUAGAUAAUGAAACAUAUUUGCAUCGUAUUGGAAGGACAGGUAGAUUUGGCUUAAAUGGAAUCUCAAUAAAUUUUGUCUUACCCAAUCAAUUAUCAUUAAUUAAACAGAUUGAAACAUAUUAUAGCUGUAAAAUACAACCUCUUGAUAGAGAUAUUGAACACCUGGAGAGUAUUCUUAAAUCUCUUAGGGAAUAG
Molecule: messenger RNA, 1533 nt
Organism: Cryptosporidium muris RN66
Lineage: Eukaryota; Apicomplexa; Conoidasida; Eucoccidiorida; Cryptosporidiidae
Product: DEAD/DEAH box helicase family protein
Exons: 1
Coding region: 1-1533 (510 amino acids)
Biological process (GO): poly(A)+ mRNA export from nucleus
Cellular component (GO): nucleus; cytoplasmic stress granule
Molecular function (GO): RNA helicase activity; RNA binding; ATP binding
Source: RefSeq, a predicted model, not a curated record